AUGUCUACCUACGCCAACUCGCAGGCGCGGCUGAACCGCGUUGCGCCACAGCUGCGCCCGGCUGGUGUCCAUGGAGACUGGACGGAGGCCACGACGGCAGAGCUGCUCUCCAGCUACAACCCCAAUGGCGUCACGACGCCAGACCACAUUCGCUCUUUUCACCACCGCGGCUACGAUGUCGGUGAGCAGCGGCGCCAUUGGAGCCUCGCCAAGGACGCCUCAGUGGACCCCAACAUGCGGCACGGUGUGAAGAGUAAGGAAACGGGCGGCGCCGAUGCGUGUCUGCGGCCUGAGAUGUAUGCGGACAAGAUGACAGCGCUGCUGGAUGCCCAGCGUGAGACCCAGUACCUCAGUAACCGUCGCAAACCUCUUGGUCACGCCCCGGUGCCACAGGAUCCCGUGCCAGUCCCCUUCGGCGGCUUUGGCAUUGUGCAAAAGAAGGGCGACUCAACGCAGUCGGUGCUGGCAGGGUAUCGCUCCGUCGACGUGCUGCACCCCGCCGGCGAGCAGCUGACCCGCAACUACGACUGGGAGAAAUCCGGCAUCGACCCCAUUCAGCAUCGCUUCGGCAAGCCCUCGGCCAGCCCCAACGGCUCGACUGCCUCAGCGCUGUGCAGUGACUCUGCCACACAGCUGGUGUCUAAGCUAGCGAAGGACUACCAAACCACAGUGGCCAAGGAGCUAGGCAAGUCGAAGAGCUACGGCUUCGAUGAUCCGGCUGAGUGGGACGAGAAGAAGCGCGGGCGUGUUACCAAGCUCGGCGCAACAGGGACGGCGGCAAGCUACUUCCAGACAGAACAGCCAACGGUGCGGGAGCUGAUAUCGUCGUGGGCGCAAACGGUGCCCGGGUCUGGGACUGGUAAAGCUGAGUCCGGCAAGGCUAACCAGCAAGGCCUCACCACCUCUGCCGAUGCUGGGGUAGGCACUAACGCCGACGUAUCCGCGGCUGCGCCGGCUGCCAGUGGCCUACCUCUGACUGGGACUCUCAAGGACGACAUCCACGCGCACCAGCUGCUCUACCCCUGCCACUACGUCUCCCUGGGGGUGGAGUCGAAGUACUUUGCCGGAGAUCGCCCUCUCGAGGACAUCCGCCGCCUGAGUCACAAGUGUGGCUUCGGCCUUUCGGAUGCCAGUAUCGAUGCAGUGUUUACGCUGGUCGCCAAGGGCGGUAGCGCGUGCAGCAUCGAAGAGUUCAAAAAUGCGGCGCGCGCGAAUGGCUACAUGUAG
Messenger RNA from Leishmania braziliensis MHOM/BR/75/M2904, 1227 nucleotides. RefSeq lists its product as hypothetical. NCBI's taxonomy places the organism in Eukaryota, Euglenozoa, Kinetoplastea, Trypanosomatida, Trypanosomatidae. The transcript has a single exon. The record is from RefSeq and is a predicted model, not a curated record. Bases 1 to 1227 code for a protein of 408 amino acids.